AACUCCCACGCUGCUGCUGUCAGUCUGACUAUUUUAACUUUUCUUUCAUCCAAAGUUGCGCUCAGGCCCGAGUCUGCAGCGUGCAUGGCUUCAUGAGAGUUUCAUGGACUUGUAACUUGGAGAAGUUUCUUUAUUGGAGCUCGUCGCGUGUGUAGUUACUGUGGAUUACUGACUGACACUGCGGGACUUUUGGCAGCUCGUUUUAUUGGGGUUUAUCAGCGACUCCAGCGCAGAGGUCUGAGCCGAGAUGGGGAGCAAAGCCCUGCACGCCCCGAUCCCUCUGCACCCAGCCCUGCAGCUCACCAACUACUCCUUCCUGCAGGCCGUCAACACUUUCCCUGCUGACCAGCUGCAGGGACUUUACGGCCUCAGCGCGGUGCAAACCAUGCAUAUGAACCACUGGACACUCGGUUACCCGCACAUCCAAGGACUCAGGUCGACAAUAACAGAAAUGGCUGCCGCUCAAGGCUUGAUGGACCCCAGGAUCCCCUUCCCAGCCUUGCCCUUUACCGCCGCGGCGCAGCUCUUCCACCCCAAACAGGGCGCGAUGACGCACGGAGUCCCGGUGCUGCACAAGGACAGACCGCGGUUUGACUUCGCCAAUCUGGCCCUGGCCGCCACGCAAGAGGACCCACCGAAAGCUGCGGACCUGGCCAAACUGGCAUCGGGGCUGGGGGGGACUAUCUCCGAGCUGAGCAAGCUAUCUCCGGACAGAAAACCCACCCGAGGCAGACUCCCGUCCAAGACGAAAAAGGAAUUUAUUUGCAAGUUCUGCGGCAGGCAUUUCACGAAGUCAUACAACCUGCUGAUCCACGAGAGGACCCACACGGACGAGCGGCCGUACACCUGCGACAUUUGCCACAAAGCCUUCAGGAGACAGGACCACCUCAGAGACCACAGAUACAUCCACUCCAAGGAAAAACCCUUCAAAUGUCAAGAGUGUGGCAAGGGUUUCUGUCAGUCCCGAACUCUCGCCGUCCAUAAAACUUUACACAUGCAGGAGUCUCCCCACAAAUGCCCCACAUGCGGAAGAACCUUUAAUCAAAGAAGUAACCUGAAAACUCACCUUCUCACCCAUACAGACAUCAAGCCCUACAGCUGUGGCCGCUGCGGAAAGGUGUUUCGGCGCAACUGUGACUUGCGACGGCACAGUUUGACGCACAGCCCUCACCGGGACUUCUAAACCUGCAUGGACAGACUUACAAAUAAAACAAUAAGGACAAAGAGAUUGAAACAAAAAUAAAGCAAUUAAAACACACAGUUUGCUUGGAGGACAUUCUGAGGAUUGUGUUGCGCAGCGGGGCUUUUUUUUCUACCAAAUGUAAAUAACACGCACUGUAAAUAACUGUUCUUGUUUUUGAAAGGUUGCCACAGCCAUAAAUAUUAAGUGUGUUAAAUUGUAUUGUAGAAAAUAAAUGUUUCCAUGGUAAACGACUCUGCAUUUGAAUUUAAUUGUUUUUACAUGACUUCAAGACACGAAGGCCCUCGAGCAGUGUUUAGCAAGUUUAUUAGUCAAUAUGUUUACAGCCUCAGGUGCGCUGUGUGCCCAUUAGUCUUCCUCUUUUUGUUUGCUCUUUGCUUGUUUUCUGUCUGAAACUAUUGGUUAUUAAUUAUAAUAAUUGUGGCAGUUUACUUGGUAAGCGUCUUAUCUGU
Messenger RNA from Synchiropus splendidus (mandarinfish), 1653 nucleotides. RefSeq names its product odd-skipped related transciption factor 2 (gene osr2). Lineage: Eukaryota; Metazoa; Chordata; Actinopteri; Syngnathiformes; Callionymidae. The record is from RefSeq and is a predicted model, not a curated record. Bases 248 to 1183 code for a protein of 311 amino acids. Gene Ontology annotation, biological process: urogenital system development; regulation of transcription by RNA polymerase II; embryo development. The transcript has 4 exons. Gene Ontology annotation, cellular component: nucleus. Gene Ontology annotation, molecular function: RNA polymerase II transcription regulatory region sequence-specific DNA binding; DNA-binding transcription factor activity, RNA polymerase II-specific.